Oncorhynchus masou masou (cherry salmon) is the source of this 632-nucleotide messenger RNA. RefSeq names its product fatty acid-binding protein, liver-like. The transcript has 4 exons. Gene Ontology annotation, molecular function: fatty acid binding. The record is from RefSeq and is a predicted model, not a curated record. The coding region runs from base 138 to 518 and encodes 126 amino acids. Lineage: Eukaryota; Metazoa; Chordata; Actinopteri; Salmoniformes; Salmonidae. Gene Ontology annotation, biological process: fatty acid transport. Gene Ontology annotation, cellular component: nucleus; cytosol.
GACCAGUGUGUGUGGGGGAGAAGAGGGAGGAGAGAGUGCUUUCUUAAUAAAGACACUUGUCACAACCAUUGGACUUACCAUCCAUUUGCCUUUAGUUUGAACAACUGCAUGCUGCUAAUCCCAAUACUGAGCUGGACAUGGCAUUCAAUGGAAAAUGGAAAAUCCACAGUCAGGAGAACCAUGAAGAGUUUCUUAAAGCAAUGGCUGUCCCUGAGAUGUUGAUCAAAAUGAUCAAGGGUGUCAAGCCAAUGACAAUAAUUGAGCAGAAGGGUGACGACUUCACCAUCAGAGUUGAGACUCCCCUCCGUACUGUCACCAACUCAUUCACUAUAGGGAAGGAGGCAGAAAUCACUGCCAUGGAUGGGAGAAAGUUUAAGUGUACUGCCAGACUGGAGGAUGGGAAGCUCAUCUGCGAUACAGAGAAGUUCUCCCACAUCAGAGAAAUCCAAGGGGAGAACAUGGUUGAGACUAUCACUGCGGCCUCAACAACCCUCACCAGGAUAAGCAAGAGAGUCUGAUCUCUAAAGCCACAGAGACAAGGAUUACAUGUUCAAUUAAUUAAUUUAAAUGACCUUUUAUUUCAGGUACUAUAAUAGCUAUAAAAUAUUACAUUAAAAUGACAAAUGACUCGA